AUGGAAGGCCAAUUUCAAAUAUUAUUUGAAAAAAUGAAAUUAGAGAUGCAAAACCAAAAUGCUGAACUGAAGGAUUCUAUAACAAAUAGUAUUAUGGAAAAGAUGGAUGACAAACUAAUCCCUAUUAUCGAAGAAAAUAAGAACCUGAAAACUGAAAUAGGAAAACUAAAAAAAGAAAUCGAUUUUCUUAAGAGGGCUGAAAAAAACAAUAAUAUUAUAAUAUUCGGAUUAGAAGAAAACGAAAAAUCCUCUUAUGAACUGAUACAAAAGCUCAAAGAAGCCUUUAAUCAAGACUUGAAUAUUAAAGUGGAAGAAUACGAUAUCAACAAAAUUCACCGCUUAGGAAAUAGAAAUAGAGAGAGCAACAAACCGAGACCAGUGCUAUGCUCGUUUAUUAGCAACUGGAAAAAGACCGAAAUUGUCAAAAACAAAAAGAACCUAAAAACUAUAUACAUUGCGGAGGAUUAUUCGAAGGAUGUGUUGGAAAAAAGAAAAGAGCUUCAAACCAAAUUGAUCGAAGAGAGACAAAAGGGCAAUAUAGCAUACCUGAAAUACGACAAACUAGUUGUCAAAGAAAACAACUAUAGCCAAGAGAAAAGGAAAAGGGAUAUAUCCGCCUCACCCUCCUCAGAUAACAGCCAACCAAAAAAACAACAAACCGUAAACACAAUGAAGACAAACAGGACAAAUGCUUUCGAUUUAAUGCGGUAUAGAUCCAGCUCGCUGUCGAAUAUGCCUAAUACGCAUAAAAACCAAUAGCAACUAACAAACGGCAAACGGAAACCAAAACCAACCAAAGAAACUAGGAAAAAAGAAUUAAAACUACGAACUCCCCCAAGCCGACUGGUCCUCGAGGGGGAAAGCGACCACAACCCUCCAACGUCUAAAAACAACAGCCACCGAAAAUCAGUAAUUUACAUAUCAUCCCUUAAUGUACUCACCCUGGGAAAAGAAGAAAAUCUUA
Spodoptera litura is the source of this 964-nucleotide messenger RNA. RefSeq lists its product as uncharacterized. NCBI's taxonomy places the organism in Eukaryota, Metazoa, Arthropoda, Insecta, Lepidoptera, Noctuidae. The record is from RefSeq and is a predicted model, not a curated record.